AUGGAAGUAAUACCAAAAAUGGCAUGUCAUCUAAAAUAUGCUUUUUUUUGUGGAAAAGAGUCUCACGAAAGAGACAAAUGUCCAGCAUCGAAGUCAAAAUAUUCAGGAUGUGAGAAAAUAGGACAUUGGAGAAAGGUGUGCAAAAGUUCAAAAUCAGUUAGACAUAUAGAACAGGAAAAAGAUUUUGGAAAAGAAGAUACUGAGUAUUUUUUAGGGCAGAUUAAGGUACAUUCUAUGAUUAAGGAAGGAAGAAGGAAGUGUAAUUGUGAGGUAGAAAGAUUUGAUAAGCCUGUACAAUUUUUGAUCGAUUCAGGAGCCGAUGUCAUUUGUAUACCUGACAAAUUGUUACCAAGAUCAAUGCAAAAUGAAAUAGAACCCAGCACUGAAAUUAUAUCGGAUCCUGAUGGUAUAUACAAUUAG
Psylliodes chrysocephalus is the source of this 420-nucleotide messenger RNA. NCBI's taxonomy places the organism in Eukaryota, Metazoa, Arthropoda, Insecta, Coleoptera, Chrysomelidae. The record is from the annotation of a GenBank genome assembly.